AGCGCCGGGCUGGAGCAGCCGUAGCGCCGGGCGGGGGGCGAGCGGGGCGCGCCGAGCCGGGUACCCGCGCGAGCCGGGGCGUAGGGCGGGAGUCCCGCAGCCCCUGCGCCCGGCCGCCCGGCUCCGUACAGCAGCGUGCGGCACGCUGCGCCCAUCAAGCGCCCUGGGAUGGCCCGGCCGCCGCGCGCACCCGCCCCUUGGCCCAGCGCCCUCCCCCGCCGCCCGCGUCACCCGUCGCGGGGCGCAGCUCAGAAGGAGCCGGCGGGGUCGUGCCGUCCCUGCGCUGCCCCCACACCCUCCGCCGGGGCAGAGCUAUGGCUGGUGGGUGCUGGGGAAGGAUGCCCCUCCCCCCCCCGCGCGUGUACAAGCUUGUUCCACUCCCCGCGAGCCCACACUGCUGCGGGGAUGAGACGCCCCCCUGCAGUGUAGCUGGUGUCACAGGCUCUGUGGCUAUGCAGCAGGUACCUGACUAAUUUCCUGAUGGAUCUGCAGGAAGAGGAGGAGGAAGAGGAGGCAGAAGAGGAAGAGUACCCUGGCAUCAGAGACUCUCAGUGGCAGAUGUUGCUCAGUAUAAUUGGCAUAACCGCUGAUGUCCCCUGUGUAGACCGCCGCUUUUGGUGCAGGGUCACAAGCACAGACUGGUGGGACCACAUUGUCAUGCAGACUUGGGAUGACCAGCACUGGGUCCAGUACUUUCAUAUGAAGAAAGCCACAUUUCUGGAGCUUUGUGAGCAGCUCACCCCCAUCCUCCAGCGUAAAGAGACAUACAUGAGGUCACCCUUGCCAGUCCAGAAGCGGGUUGCUAUAACUGUGUGGAAGCUGGCUACCCCAGACUGCUACAGGUCUGUUGCCAAACAGUUUGGGGUUGGAAAAUCAACUGUGGGUAAAGUGGUGGCAGAGGUAACUGAGGCAAUCAGGCGUGUGAUUUACCCCAAAGUGGCAGGCAUUAAAGAUAUUCCUAAAGUAAUUGCUGGCUUUGAGAGAAUGGGGUUUCCUAACUGCGCCGGGGCCAUUGAUGGGAGUCAUGUGUCCAUAGCUUGCCCUCCACAAGGAGCACAUGAGUACCUAAAUCGCAAAGGGUACUACUCCAUUGUUAUGCAGGCACUAAUGGAUCACAGAGGCAGAUUUAUGAAUGUCAAUGUGGGCUGUACAGGAAAAGUUCACAAUGCCAGAGUUUUUCACCACUCUGGAGUCUACAUCCAUGGACAGGCUAGGACACUAUUCCCACCCAAUGACAUUGACAUAAAUGGUGUUACUGUCCCCACUGUUAUUCUAGGGGACCCUGCAUAUCCUCUUUUGCCUUGGUUAAUGAAACCAUACCCUGAUGUCAAAGACCCUGGCAAAAAAAGGUUUAAUUACAUUGUAAGCAAGUGUAGAAUGGUUGUUGAAUGUGCUUUUGGCAGAUUAAAAUCACGUUGGAGGUGUUUACAGACCCGUUUGGAUGUCAGUGUCAUCAAUGCUGUCCGCAUUACUGUGGCUUGUUGUGCUCUUCACAACCUUUGUGAAGCCAGAGGUGAGCCAUUUUCCCCUGAAUGGACCUCUGACAGCAAGGGAACACAGAAUUGGUACCCUCAGCCAGAAAGUGCAGCUAUCAAGGCAGGAGCUGAUUGCACCCAAGCAGCAAAUGUAAGGGAUGCUUUGUGUGCUCACAUUAUGGACUUGCAUGGCCCGGUGGAAGAGGGGGAGUAGCACCUGUACAAAUGUGCUGGCUGGAAAAACUGGCUCAUUCUUGGGAGGGAGAUGGUCUUGAUCGUCAUGCUUGAUCAACAUGAAAAAUAAAUGUGUGUUAGGUUGAGGGUAGCAAAUAGAGGAAUACUGUUUGUUUUAUCAUGCUUAAUUGCUCCAUAACAUGUUUUUACCUUCAUCUCAAAUCCUGACUGUAUGAUGUGAUGCACUGAUAGCAAUAAACUUUCUUGAAAACA
Messenger RNA from Mauremys reevesii (Reeves's turtle), 1922 nucleotides. RefSeq names its product protein ANTAGONIST OF LIKE HETEROCHROMATIN PROTEIN 1-like. The record is from RefSeq and is a predicted model, not a curated record. The transcript is spliced from 2 exons. The coding region runs from base 481 to 1689 and encodes 402 amino acids. Lineage: Eukaryota; Metazoa; Chordata; Testudines; Geoemydidae.